Cuscuta campestris is the source of this 1014-nucleotide messenger RNA. Lineage: Eukaryota; Viridiplantae; Streptophyta; Magnoliopsida; Solanales; Convolvulaceae. The record is from the annotation of a GenBank genome assembly.
AAUGAAGGGGUUUAAUUGUAAUAAAACUUUCCGUCUCCGUUUUCUCAGAAUCCUCUAAAUUCAUUCAUCGAUUCCAUUCAGCACCGUCUCUCACCAGCAAAUCUAGGGAAGGAAGAGAAACGAUUGAAAAAAUGAGUUCGAAAGUCCUGGGAUUUACGUUAGUUCUGACCUUAGGGUUCUUCUUGACCCGGAUCCACUCUCUCCGGUUCGAUCUCCAAUCGGGUCACACCAAAUGCAUAGCUGAGGACAUGAAGAGCAACGCCAUGACCGUCGGCAAGUACCACGUCGUCAACGCCAAUGAAGGAUACCCUUUGCCCGAUACUCACAGAAUCACCGUUCGGGUGACAUCGUCGUACGGGAAUACCUAUCACCAGGCAGACAAUGUGGUGGAAGGGCAGUUUGCCUUUCAGACAGCAGAAGCCGGGGACUACAUGGCUUGCUUCUUUGCUCAAGAUCACAAGUCUCCCGCCACACUUAGUGUGGACUUUGAUUGGAAGACGGGGAUUGCCGCUAGAGACUGGACGAAUGUUGCAAAGAAAGGCUCCGUUGAAGCAAUGGAAAUAGAACUAAAGAGAAUGUAUGAGACUGUACAAUCCAUUCAUGAUGAGAUGUUCUAUCUUCGUGAAAGAGAGGAGGAAAUGCAAGAGCUAAAUAGAUCAACUGUUACCAAAAUGAACCUGCUGUCCUUUGUGUCACUUGUUGUUUGUUUGUCCGUGGCUGGGCUUCAGGUAUGGCAUUUGAAGACCUUUUUCGAAAAGAAGAAGCUUAUAUGAUGUUGUAUUGUCUCUUUUAUAUCAAGUCUCUUUUUAUGUACAAUCAAACCUUAGAUCAAUAUGCCGAAGGAUAAAUGAACAGUUUUCGAUGAUUUUCCUUUUCGUGUCAUUUUCCUGAAAUUGCGGCUGAAACUUCGUUAUUGUUAUUCCCUCUAUUCUGCUUCAAUCAUGCAUUCACUUUGGUUUUGUUUGGCAUAUGGAAUGGUCAAACAACUAUUAUGGGUUUCAGUAUACUGAAUAU